Messenger RNA from Rotaria sp. Silwood2, 582 nucleotides. NCBI's taxonomy places the organism in Eukaryota, Metazoa, Rotifera, Eurotatoria, Philodinida, Philodinidae. The record is from the annotation of a GenBank genome assembly.
AUGCCUAAACAACAAUUUUAUCAGCAACGAUCUAUUCAAGAAGCUCAAGAUGCUGUAAUGGAUUACGAAGAUGAUCAUUACCAAGAAUUGUAUUAUUUAUUGUUCAAUCAAUUAUUAAGUAAUAUUAAAAGAAUAUCAUUCGACAGAAUUAUUCAAGAUAAACUGCAAUAUGGCGAUACUGUACGCAAUAACCAGGAGACACAUUCUCUCGUCUGGCUUUACACAGCUGAUCGGAUGUUCGUUAAACCACUAACAAUAUAUUCAUUUCGUUUUGCUAAUGCAUGUCAUCCCGAAUUGUAUAGAACAUUUGAAACAAAAUCUCAUCAUCUCUUUUCACUUGUAACAUAUCAAAGACAUAAAUACAAUGGAUGGUAUAAAUAUGUGGGACGAGACUUGUUAAACUCUUUAGACGAAUAUUUAAAUAUCGAAAGAGUUGUUCAAAAUCAAAUCCCUCACGAAACAAAAUUAUUUAUCAAUCAAAAACAAGAACGAUUAGAUAUACAAUUUAAUUUCGAUUCUAUCAACGAACGAAUAGCAAUCACUUUUGAACCAGGUUGUCCUGAUCUUCUCAUGCCAUUCUAG